AUGGGCAAAAGAGGGGAAGCCAAAGAUUCUUGGAUACGUUUUUCUAGCGAUGGGGAAAGACAUGCAGAUGAUUCUGGUCGAUGGCCAUCUAAAGGUGUAUUUGCUUCAAUCUCUCAACGUUCAAAAGAGCCACAAAAACAAUAUACGCUUGCUGCAGAGAUGGAAGAUAUCCAUAUGGGUGAUACUCAUCUAAUUUCAUUGAAUGAUUGUGGUGUGGAUGACGAUGAACCAUCAUGUGAUCAAUAUGUAGUUUUGAUUGUUGCUCAACAUCGAAAUAAAUUUGAUUUUACUGCUCUCGAUUUGGCAAAAACAGCAAAACAACUUAAAGCAACUGUUCAUUUACCUCGUAUUGGUGUUGGUUCUCAAGGUUUCAAUUGGUAUGGUACUGAAAAAUUGAUCAAAAAAUAUUUGUCUUCUCGUGGUAUUCCAACAUAUAUUUACUAUUUCAAACGUGAAAGUGCUACAACGAAUAAUAAACGAACCAAUGAACAAUCGUAUGGAAAUAAUAAACGAUUAUCUAUUGAAAAGGGUACAAUCAAUAAGAAUCGAUUGAAACUUCAUUUGCCUUGUUAUCUAUCUGGUGUACACAUCUUUUUUCAUGAUAUUGAUGAGAAUACGAAAAAAAGAUUACAACGUUUCGUUUAUGCAUUUGAUGGUGAUGUUAAUGAAACAGCUGAUCCUGAUACAAUAACACAUAUUUUAGCUGCAGGUAAUUGUCAAGACAUACUUGCUUUACGAGAUGCUUGUCCAAAUGCUUGUGUUAUUAAUAUUGAAUGGCUUGAUGCAUGUAUCAGCCAAGGAACAAGACUCAAUACAGAUAUUUAUGAACUGUGA
Messenger RNA from Rotaria sp. Silwood2, 834 nucleotides. Lineage: Eukaryota; Metazoa; Rotifera; Eurotatoria; Philodinida; Philodinidae. The record is from the annotation of a GenBank genome assembly.